Molecule: messenger RNA, 3053 nt
Organism: Camellia sinensis
Lineage: Eukaryota; Viridiplantae; Streptophyta; Magnoliopsida; Ericales; Theaceae
Product: EIN3-binding F-box protein 1
Biological process (GO): SCF-dependent proteasomal ubiquitin-dependent protein catabolic process
Cellular component (GO): SCF ubiquitin ligase complex
Molecular function (GO): protein binding
Source: RefSeq, a predicted model, not a curated record
GACAAUAAAAAUGAUCACACACUUACACACAACAUUCAUUGAACCAUCUUCUCUCUCUCCUUUCUCUCCUCUUUUUUUCCCUGUCAAUUGGGGUUUCAGAUGACCUCUUGCCUUCAAUCUCAUUAAUGCAUUCAUCGUUUCAACUUAUAUACGUUGCUUUCAUAGUCUUGUUGUUCGUGGAUUUGCUCUUUUUUGCUCUCGAUCGAGAGUUUUUGGGGCUCGCACGGUUCAUUUUCCAGCUCUACCCAUGUCGAAACUCUUCGAUUUCAGUGGUGAUGGUAAUUUUUUCCCUGGAGAGUCAAUAUAUGCAAAUCCCAAGGAAAGUAUAUUUUUUCCCACUUGUCAUCAUGUGGACAUCUAUUUUCCUCCUCGCAAGAGGUCUCGCAUCAGUGCCCCUUUUGUAUUCAGUGAAGAAAUUUUUGAGAAGCAGCAGCCAGCCUCCAUUGAAGUGCUUCCUGAUGAAUGCCUCUUUGAGGUAUUCAGACAUCUCCCUGGAGCCGAAGAGAGAAGCAUCUCUGCUUGUGUUUCCAAGCGCUGGCUUAUGCUUUUAAGCAACAUCCAUAGUGAUGAAAUCUGUACCAAGAAAGCAACUCAAUCUUUGGAGACUCAGAAUAAAUUAAAUUCCACUAAGGCAGAUGAGCCCCUAGCAUGUAACAAGAAGGGUGAAGUUGUUUGUUCUAAUGGUAAUAAAGUUGAAGCUGAGUCUGAAGAUCAAGAGAUAGAGGGUGAUGGAUACCUUUCUCGAUGUCUGGAAGGCAAGAAAGCUACAGAUGUAAGGCUUGCAGCCAUUGCUGUUGGAACUGGUCACCGUGGUGGAUUGGGCAAGCUUUGUAUCCGAGGAAGCAAUUCUACACGUGGAGUGACAAACCUUGGUCUCAGGGCAAUUGCCCGUCGCUGCCCUUCAUUAAAGAUUCUUUCUCUGUGGAAUGUAUCAUCUAUUGGAGAUGAAGGCUUAUAUGAGAUUGCCAAUGGGUGUCGCCUGUUAGAAAAGCUUGACCUUUGCCAGUGCCCAGCAAUUUCUGACAAGGCUUUGCUGGCCAUUGCGAAGAACUGUCCCAAUCUCACCUCUUUAACAAUAGAGUCUUGUUCAAACAUUGGGAAUGGAAGCCUACAAUCUGUUGGUAGUUGCUGCACGAGCUUGAAGUCUGUUUCAAUCAGAAACUGCCCGCUUGUUGGAGAUGAGGGGAUUGCAAGCCUCUUGUCAUCAUCCAGCUAUUUGCUGACAAAGUUGAAGCUUCAGUCUUUGAACAUCAGCGAUGUAUCUCUUGCUGUUAUUGGACACUACGGAAAGGCAAUUACUGAUCUAGUCUUCAGUGGCCUCCAAAAUGUUAGUGAGAGAGGCUUCUGGGUCAUGGGUAAUGCUGAGGGCCUGCAGAAGUUGAGGUCCUUUACAGUUAACUCUUGCCAAGGAGUUACUGAUAUAGGGCUUGAGGCCGUGGGUAAAGGUUGCCCAAAUUUAAAGCAGUUUUGCCUUCACAAAUGUGCAUUCUUAUCAGACAAUGGAUUGGUAUCGUUAGUCAAAGCCGCAGUCUCACUUGAGAGCCUGCAAUUGGAGGAAUGCCACAGGAUUACCCAAUCUGGGUUUUUUGGUGUUCUUGGUAACUCUGGUGGAAAAUUGAAGGCUCUUGCUCUGGCAAACUGUUUGGGGUUUAAGGACUUGGCCUGCGGAUUUCCUCUAAUGGCACGUUGCACAUCCCUGCGAUCUUUAUCUAUCCGUAACUGCCCUGGAUUUGGCAAUUUUAGUUUAUCUAUGUUGGGUCGAUUGUGCCCCCAAUUGCAGUACGUGGUCCUCAAUGGGCUUAAUGGAAUAACAGAUGAGGGGCUUCUUCCGCUCAUUGAGAACUGCGAGGCCGGUCUUUCAAAGGUUAAUCUUAGUGGUUGUGUGAACUUGACAGACAAGGUGGUUUCAGUCAUUGCCAAGUUGCAUGGAUUCACUCUUGAACUGCUGAAUCUUGAUGGUUGCAAGUACAUCACUGAUGCCUGCUUGGUAUCUAUUGCAGAGAAUUGCUUAUUGUUAAGCGAACUUGAUGUUUCCAAGUCUUCAAUUACUGAUUGUGGCAUUGCAGCCUUGGCUUGUGCAGACCAACUCAAUUUGCAGAUCCUUUCUCUGUCCGGUUGCUCUUUAAUAUCGGACAAGAGCUUGCCUUAUUUGGUACAGUUGGGUCAGACUCUCGUGGGGUUGAACAUCCAGCACUGCAAUGCGCUAAGCAGCAGCAUCGUUGAUCUGCUUGUGGAGCGCCUAUGGCGAUGUGAUAUGCUCUCGUAAGCAAUGAUUGGAAUUGAAAGCCCCUUUAUGGACUCGGGUUGGACAUAGUAGGGAGCUCCAGUCUAGGUUAACUUUGUGGGUAGCAUCGGUUCUUAGUUUUUGGGUCCAUUGGUUGUGGGUCUUCUUUUAGUCCAGUGACCUCGUUCCUUUUUUUCCAGGGGAUUUGGCGUGCAACUCUUUUUUUGCAACUUACCUUCCAUAAGGAAGCUGUUGGAAGAAUUUUGGCUGCCCAAAUGAUGGGUCGUCGCUUUCUUCAUCGCCAUACUUCCCUGUGAAUACAGAUACGGGUUCUGGUUCUAGAAUUUAUUUUCCAUUGUCUUUUUCUGUCACGUUGGCAGUUUGUGUUUUAGUGUAGCCGUGCAUUGAUAUCAUGCAUAGGCUAAGCUUUUCAGUUUUUGAGUCUGUCCACUUUCAGUUUUACCUUUUCUUCCACGGUGUUGAAGCCUCGUGUUCUGCGCGUGAUGGUUAGGUCUCUGUUUUCCUUUUUGGGGUGGGUUAAGAUUCCUUGGAUCUCUUCAUAUUUGAUUUGCUUUUGGCAGUUCAAAGUUUGUGGCCUUGUUUUCUGGGGCUUUGGCUGUGGCAGCAGAUUCUAUCAGUUUGCCAUGACAAUCCUUUGGGGGUUUUUUUUCAUACCAAGCCCUAGUUUUGCAGGCUUCACCUAUCUUUGAACUGUAUUUUGCAAUCUCUUUGCUAUGAAAUGAAAACCAAGUUGCUUCUUUGUAUGAUUUCUGGUUAUGUAAUGAUGAUCUUAAAUAAAAGUUUGCUAGCUUUUAUGUUGUAGUGAAAA